AUGAAUUGGACUGCGUGGCGGAUGGUAUCAUCGCUCGCGAAGACUAAGUGCACUGGAAAGGACUACGUUGGUUCUCCCCGGCCUUUAGGCCAGCAGUGGCUCCAGCUGUUUGCAGCCAAGGACCCGGAGAAGGAUUUGACUAAACUCUCCCGUGAUGAAAACAAUCGUCUUGCUCGUUUCGCCAGCCAACAAUACAAGUCUAUCGCAGACACAUCGGAUCCGGACUUGACCAAAUUCCGCGAUGCUAGAGGCAAGUUAAUCACCUAUCACGGCUUGAGUGACAAAAUCAUCACCUAUAAAUCCACUGAGCAACAUCACAAAUUUGUCCCCUUAAUCUCGCCAGACAUACGCGAUUUCUACCGCUACUUCGAAGUUCCAGGCAAAAAGCACUGCUACGGCGCUGCUGGUGGCGAGCCAACAGCAAUCUUCCGCCAGCUACAAAGUUGGGUGGAAAAUGGUACGGUGCCUGACUUAGAAGAUGACCAUUUGCGUCCACUUAAUCAUUGA
This is a messenger RNA of Botrytis deweyae, 507 nucleotides long. RefSeq lists its product as uncharacterized. The record is from RefSeq and is a predicted model, not a curated record. Bases 1 to 507 code for a protein of 168 amino acids. The transcript has 2 exons. NCBI's taxonomy places the organism in Eukaryota, Fungi, Ascomycota, Leotiomycetes, Helotiales, Sclerotiniaceae.